Dentiscutata erythropus is the source of this 274-nucleotide messenger RNA. Lineage: Eukaryota; Fungi; Glomeromycota; Glomeromycetes; Diversisporales; Gigasporaceae. The record is from the annotation of a GenBank genome assembly.
AGAGAGUGGAAGACCACGAGGAUAUGGUUUCUGUGAAUAUCAUGAUGCAGAAACAGCAGCAAGUGCAGUUAGAAAUUUGAAUAAUGUAGAAGUUGGUGGUCGUCAACUAAGGGUUGAUUAUGCCGACGGAGAUCCAGCAGUUAAUCCUACAACAAAUAUACAAACGGAUAGAUCAAGUGUAGAAAAAUCAACACCUGUUUCAACCCAACAAACGAUUACCCCUCAAUAUAUCUCAAACAGUUCAACAGACAAUGUCUCCAGCCCAACUUCUUGA